Molecule: messenger RNA, 1723 nt
Organism: Phyllostomus discolor (pale spear-nosed bat)
Lineage: Eukaryota; Metazoa; Chordata; Mammalia; Chiroptera; Phyllostomidae
Gene: TBCC
Product: tubulin folding cofactor C
Exons: 1
Coding region: 72-1109 (345 amino acids)
Biological process (GO): tubulin complex assembly; post-chaperonin tubulin folding pathway
Cellular component (GO): cytoplasm
Molecular function (GO): tubulin binding
Source: RefSeq, a predicted model, not a curated record
CGUUGGUGGGAGGCCUCACGGAGGGCGCGCCCGAAGGAAGGAAUGCAGGAGAAAGGAAGCUUGCAGUCAAGAUGGAGACAGCUAGUUGUUCCACUGCCGUCGUGGGGAACGGAGAUACGGUGUCCCAGCGGGACCGUAGUCUGGUGCCUGAGCGGCUUCAGAGACGAGAACAAGAGAGGCAACUGGAGGUGGAAAGACGGAAGCAAAAGCGGCAGAACCAGGAGGUGGAGGAGGAAAACAGCGACUUUUUCGCUGCCGCCUUCGCUCGGGAGCGAGCAGCCGUGGAAGAGCUUCUGGAGCGCGGGGAGUCCGUCGAACGACUGGAAGAGGCGGCCGCUCGGCUUCAGGGGCUGCAGAAACUUCUCAAUGACUCGGUUUUAUUCCUGGCCGCCUACGAUGUGCGGCAGGGACAAGAAGCGCUAGCGCGGCUGCAGGCCACCCUGGCCGACAGGCGCCAGCAAAUGCAGCCCAAGAAGCGUUUCGCUUUUAAAACCCGGAGGAAAGAUGCUGCUUCGGCCACCAAGGUAGAUGCGGUUCCUGGCACCCCCUCGGCGGAAGGCAUCCCGGCCUCCCCGCUGCCUUUGAAGGAGGAGGAAGACUUCGGCUCCAGCUGGCUCUGCGGCUUUUCCAACCUAAAAUCCCAAGUCUUGGAGAAGAAAGCGGAGGAGUUGCACCAGCGAGACGUCCUUUUGACCGAGCUGAGCAACUGUACGAUCAGACUCUAUGGCAAUCCCAACACCCUGCGGCUGACCAAGGCCCGGAGCUGCACGGUACUUUGCGGUCCGGUGACCACCUCUGUGUUUCUGGAUGACUGCAGUGAGUGCGUCCUGGCGGUGGCCUGCCAGCAGCUCCGAGUACACACUACGAGAGACACCCGCAUCUUCCUGCAGGUGACCAGCAGGGCCAUCGUGGAGGACUGCAAUGGGAUCCAGUUCGCUCCUUAUACCUGGAGCUACCCGGGGAUCAACAAGGACUUCGAGGGCUCUGGUUUAGAUAGAAGCAAAAAUAACUGGAACGACGUUGACGAUUUCAACUGGCUGGCCCGGGAUGUGCCCUCGCCAAACUGGAGUAUUCUUCCGGAAGAAGAGCGAGUGAUCCAGUGGGACUAAGCAGCUGCUACUCUUCACUCCUACCAAAUUCUUUCUUUGUGGGACUGACCUCAACAAAUGGGACCCCAAAGUUUACUUAUUGUUGUCACACAGUGUAUGUCUUGAAUAUUUAAGACUUGAAAUUGUGAUAGGCUCCUGUUUGUGAUUUCCAUUAAAUUCGCGACAGGUAUAACGCUUUAUUUUUGCUACUUGGGUAAUGUCUAGGAGCUGUUACUUGGCUAUGAUAGUUUGAAGCCAUGGGGGGAAAAGAGUGUGGUUCUGUGUGUGUGUGUGUGUGUGUGUGUGUGUUUUAUUUGUGGUAUUUAAAACUUACUGCAUGAUAAAGCAGGCCUUCAAUAAAAUACCUGUUUAAUAAAUGAAUUCAGUAGGGCUCUAGCAGGAGCCAGUUAAUGUGGGGUUAGGGUAUCAAACUUGUGCAAAGUACCAUUAAUGAGAAUUUUUUGUAAUUGAAAUGUUGACUUCAAUAGGUAUUUCUCAGCAGGGCGCUCUUUGGAAAAGUUCCUCUUUGGUCUUCAGCUACACCUUAGCUUGGGCAUCUGGAAUCCAGCUAGUCAUUGACUAGUUUGGGUCCAAAAUUUUAGCUUGGACCCCCAGAGGCUCAUGAGCCUUCCCAA